Messenger RNA from Malaya genurostris, 5856 nucleotides. RefSeq lists its product as uncharacterized. The coding region runs from base 1474 to 3483 and encodes 669 amino acids. The transcript has 5 exons. The record is from RefSeq and is a predicted model, not a curated record. Lineage: Eukaryota; Metazoa; Arthropoda; Insecta; Diptera; Culicidae.
UGACGUCGUCUGAUUCGAACGUUUUCGUGUUUCCGGUGCAGAAUUUCAACGCCGUUCGCAACGCGUAUUCGGAAAAAUCGGAAAACCGCCGCCCAGAUAACGAUUCAGUACCCCGGGCCUUGUGGUGUGGCAUAUGUUGUGAGAAAAUUCGCGCUUUCUGGUUCCGACAGUGGCUGUGGCUUGAAGAGUCUUCGCCGGAGACUGGUGUUUGGCGGCUGGUGGAAUAGAUACCGCGGAACUGUCAUCUAUCGAGUUUAACCUAGCAUCCCAAGAGAUAAGCUAGGCAAAUAAAUCACAUGCGGAGUUCACCCAUCCCCGGGUAAACGUCCGGACUUAGAGAGAUAUUAAAGACGGUUUCAGGGGAAUAACUUCCUUGCGUGGUGACCGCGAAGAAAUUGCCUUGUAAGAUUGACAGAACUGUCAACGGCAGUGACAGUGGUGGUAGUGAUUGACGACCGGAUAUCGGUCCGUGUCCGAUGAAGUUGAUAUGCAUGCAGGUGAUGAUGAGUCUAAUGACGAUGGACCGGUUCGGUGUACUGGCGGGAAUAGUUCCGUUGUCAACAACGGACAGCUCCAAAGUGUGUUAUUGUUUUUUCCGGUGCGAAUAGAAACGUCAGUUCUAAGUUUUCCCGGUUUCAUGCCUGCUAGAUUUAUUUGUUAUUGUAUUUUCCCGGGCUAUUGAUUUUCGGUUUCAAUAUACCUAUAUGUAUGUUAUCCUGCCGAUUGAUGAUUUAUGAUUUGUCGGUGCACGGGAAAAAAAAGUUCCGAUGAAGCUGAAUAAAAGCUACGAGUUGGGCGAAAGCGAAAAGCAGUAAUCUGAAAAAAUAACCGGAAGAUCUCGACCUGGUGGAAAAUCGACAACAACCACCUCGUCCUACAUUUCGCCCUCCUCAUCCUCCUUCACUACUUUUGCAAGCAUCAAACGAGGAAAAGUGAUUAGUGCUGAUCCGGAAGAGGAAGUUUGAUUUCGAAAAUUUUCAGUUUGUGAAAAGUUUCCGGGUUUUGUUUUUAUUGGUUCUGUUUUUGGCCGUACGUGCGGCAGUGUGAUUUAAGUUUCCUUUCGUUGAGUUGAAAAUUUAAAAAAAAAACACGGAAAGUUUCCGUAGAAGAAAAAUUAGUGUGCAGCGACGAGAGAGUUUAUGGCUGAGUGAAACUAGUUUGCAGUUGCCUGUAGUGCGAAGAUUCAGUGGGAGCGAAAAAUAGUUGUCGAAAGUUUCCGACCGGCUUUCGGGACCUGCCAGACAUCGCUUUUUCUCGCCUGGUGGAAAUAUCGAACAAAACGCAGUGAUAGAGCAUUGGUGGCAUUAGUGAAUCUAAGUCGAAAACAACACAACAAACAAAAAACAGCAACAACAGUGGUACAACACGACCAGUGCACGUGUGCUCCAGCGAAUCGAAAACAAGUGUCGACACGGUGGCUAAUCCCCGGACAUCCACCGCAGUGGACAGGGUCGAGCGCCGAGUUCGACUUUAAUGUGGGAAAUGUUGGAUCCGACCCUAGAGUGUGGCAACGAAUGCGGCGGCCCGGGACCACCUCCGGAAUUCCGAAUCCCGCCACCGCCGCGGCCCCCGUUCCUGGCGGAGCUGAGCAACUGCAACGAGGACGGACCGAGCGGUCCCUUCACCGACGGGGACAUGUGCGAAGCGAUACCGAUCCUGGAUGCCAGCUACCACAGCAGUCCAUCGUUCCAAACGUCCGCCAUGAUAGUGCUGUGCUCAGUGUUACUACUGUUAGUGAUUUUCAUAUCGUCGUUACUAGUGUGGAAACAUAAACGAAAAGUUCAAAACUUCCUACCCUGCAAAACGCCAACUCGGGGACCACCGCAUCAUCUGGACGCAACAGGUGUCUCGUCGGCACAUUCGGUGACGUACGAGGAUCCGGACGUGCACCUAGGACACCAUCCGCUAGUGAUGCGGCACCACCAUCAUCAUCACCACAACAUGGAGCUCCACCACCCGAAGCAGAUUCAUUACCCGAGCGGUUACCCGAUGCCCCGGUCGCCGCCAUUGUUUAUCUGCUCCUCACCGGGUCCGGACCCAUACCGUUCGCAUGACAACGUGUACGAGGAACUGGAACAUCCCCGGGACACGGAUUCGGAGCCACCGGUCCAAUCGGAUGAUGACUUUGCCGAGGACGAACUGAGUCUACCGGGCGAUAGGUCAUUCCACAAAUCAUCCUCCGAUGGGGGCACGACUGUGGCCACAAUCUAUCACGACCGUAGCGCCAGCAGCAAUGCAGGAACCAGCAGUGGCAACAACACCGACCAGUACAUGGAACGGAACCGAACCGAGCGCAACUCACUGCUUUCGUCGUCGUCAUCAAAUGACAAUAACCCGAGACAAACCGGUGCUGCCGGUUGUAGCAGUAGCGUCGGAGGUAGCGCCAGUGGCAACAACAGCAACAACAACAACAACAACAACAACAAUAGAAAUUCCAACUCUAGCACGGAUUGUGCGAGCAGUGCGAGUGGGAACAAUUCCAACAAUAGUAAUAACAACACCAGCAACAACAAUCACACUAGCUGUAACAAUGGAAACAAUAACAAUUGCACAGGGAGCACGGGUCUGUUUCGUUCUAGAAAACAGCCAUCGACACUCGGAAGUGGUAGAGGUAAUAAACACUUCACCAAUCCCCUUUCGUCAGCCGAAUCUCCGAGUGAAAUGAGGCUAAUGCCGACGGCAUAUGAUGAAAGAGCGAUGAUGACGCUCCCUCCGUCCUAUCAAGCAACGGCCGUCACCGGGGCAGGAGCCCCUAACAACUUGAAUAGCAUCAACAAUAAUAGUUUUCUGAAUAGCAAUAGUCUAAAUAACAACGGUAGUCGUAGCAAUUACUACAGCACAAUAGACGAUGAAUGCGAUCCCGUUGAACGACGGAACCGAAUCAACGCACAGCUAUCUGCAUCGGCUGCGACAAUCCACAAUGGAGUCCCAGGCGUGUCCACCAUUUUCCGCAAUGGAAGGCCACCCUACGGUGCUAGCAACAACAAUCAGAACCAUCACAAUCACCACACAUCAAGUGGCAACAGUCGAUCACGAACGAAUCCCCGCUCGUUGGAUCGUCGAAGGUAUAUCAACAAUAAUAACAACAACAGCAACCUGGCAGUGAUAUCCACGCAGGACCCGUCGCAGUACAUCUACCACGAGCCGGUUUUCCACGAGGGUCUCAUCUAUGACGCCUGUCUUUCCUACAGUGACCGAAGUAGUGGCGGAAGUGCCGGUCCACCCUAUCCGUACGUGUUUACCACCUUCCGGCACCAGGGUGUUCCGGCCCAUCAAGCCAUUUACUCCCGGGACAGCAGCUUCGGAUCGGACUCAGGUUAUAGUCAGCAUACGCAAGCUUCGAAUCGUAGCACCGGAUGGAACAGGAAUCGUCUAACACCUCAGCAGCAGACUCUGCCAUCGUUGCAGCAGCAGCAGCAGCACCAGCAGCUGCAACAGCAACAGCCAAAGUGUGAACCCCAGCCGGCGGUGGCGGAUUCUUGAGAAAAAGUUUCCCUACCGGCGGCGACGCUCGUCUCGCAGCUCGUAUAUGGCAAGAUUUUAAUCUAAAGCUGCUACUAUUGGGACCGGGACUCAAGUAAAAACUCCCGGAAAUGCGGUCGUAAACGUGUAGGAUAUAAGACAAAAGAAAUGUGAUUUUAAUUUUAAAGAAACUUUAAACGACCCCGUUCGGACUUAUUUAAACCACUGAAUAAUUGUUGUUUACGGCCUGUCUGUCCCCCGUUGCGAUCUUUGUUCUUUUCAAAUGUGUAGGCUACAAAAAAAAAUGUUCAUUUUCCAGCUAAGCCCCAGAGAAAGACUGUUUAACCUAGGAUAAGUUCUACUCUACUGCAACUUUCCAUCCUACCAUAAUGAUAAACAGAGCCCCUCCUCGAGUCUUUGAGCUAUCAAAUAGUGUUUAAGAUAACUCUUGUACGUACAUCGGAGCAAAACCUCCAUUCUGUAACAGUCACGCAAAUCCUUUCCGGAAAUACAGUAACUAAUAUAAUCAAGAGCAGAUGAACAAAUUUGAUUAUCGCAAACAAUCGAACCUAGUACUUAACAAGAUGAAAUCGAAAGGUUAUUAAGAGCACACAUAUGAAUCCUAAUUCGAAGAGUUAUUCUAGAUGAUGAGAAGCAAACCCCCUGUUCAAAGCAAAUACUGAACGUACUCUAGUGGUUGUAACUUAAAUAUAAUUGAAGUAAAAAAAAAAGAUACAAAAAAGCCAACACUGUAAAGGAGCCAAGAGCUAAGCAGCAUUCUAGUAGAUAUCUAUCCGUAUGAAAGCGUCAAAUCCGUUCCAGUUUGACAGUUUCUCCGCACUAUCCAACAACACACCAACUCACACGUGUGUUUCCGACUGCUUCGCCAGUAGGCCGCGUUUCGCACGGCCGCUCACGUACCUCCUAAAUAUAAACUUGGUGGCCAUUUUUCGGAACCUUCCUCAUUUAAUUAUAGGGUUAGCACUCGCAUCUCUGUGUAUUUCUUUCACGUUUUUGUUUACGAUCUGUGGUCAUCAUCCUACAUCUGCUGCCGCUGCUGGUUUGUUGAUGAACGCUGAGUUCCAUCAAGUUCGUUUCGGCAAACUGGCUUCUUGUAUGUCAGUGAAGUAUGUCUGUGAGUGUAGUAAGUAUUUUUUCAUUACCCAUUUUAUUACGCCUUUUUUUUGUUUGCAUCGCCAAAGCGGGGCAGUGAAACGAGCAGAGCUGAAAAACAUAAAAACUAAACAGAGCAAUUAUCUCGGCCACGCCUCCCACCCCGCCGUACGUGCGUUUUCUGAGUGUUGUUCAGUUUACUGUUCGCUCGGUGCGGAGGACAAAUCAAGCAACCCUGCUGCCAACUGCGAAACGAGCUUGUGUACGUGAAACUGUCAAACGGCCAUGCUACCACUUGGAUAUUGCUUUUUUUCUCACUGGAGCUGAAACUUGCGACAGCUCCGAUUGUAAAUAGAUUGAAGUGUAUAUUUUGUUUGUACAUAUGUCCAGCACACUGUAAAAAGUAUCGUAAACGUCAAAAGGUAGCAAUUCCGUCAAUUUCUAACAAUCAAACAAAUAUCGACCUACGUAGCAAAUUUGAAUCCGAACGACAAUUCUUCUAGUAAAAAUCCAUCAUCCUAUCACCUGUACCUGUCCUUCUUCAAGUAAACGUGUUUCAGAUCUAGUGUUAUGCGAGGCGAACAGAGUCGGUAGUUCCGAAAAGAAAUCAUUUUAAAUAGGUUUAAACACCUUACUAAAAAAAAGUAAAUAAUCAUAUCAUACUGCAAAUAGUAGGCCGUUUUGAAAAACUCGUAGAAACACGGAGUCUCCCAUUGUAAAUAGCGCCACGAAGCUUUGUACAUACAAAAAAAAACUCUUCUAAGUACAAUAAUCUGUAAUCAACCGAUUUACGUAGUAGGAUCUAUAGAAAAAGGUAACUCUUAAUAAACAACCAACAAAUAUCAAAGUAGGAUAACAAAUGGCAAAUGAAGAGUAUCAUUUUCAACAUAUACUAGUCGGUUUUCCAAUUUCACUCUCGGCUGAAUUUUGAGUUAGUUCCAUUUAAACUGCCCAGGUUUAACAUUGACGUUGCUUUUUAAUAAUCCCAUGGUUGUUUCCAUUUUCGAUUUAAUUAAUGCAAUCAAGUCCGUAAUGAAAAAUAAUUCCCUCUCCCUCUCCCAGCAGGGUUUGCGUUUUUGCAGGUGAACCCGUAAUCUAUCCGAAAUCGAUGUAAUUUCCGUAACCCGUCUUGUUAAAAUUGUUUUAAUUGUAAACGGCACACGGCUCCGGGGCAUCCACGUCGAACAAUGAAUAAUUUAAUUAAAUUUGUGUACAUUAUUAACAUUAUUGACGAAAAGUUUGAAAACAAUAAAAAGCAGAAAGAAUAAAAAUAUCGAACAG